Molecule: messenger RNA, 2913 nt
Organism: Oryzias latipes (Japanese medaka)
Lineage: Eukaryota; Metazoa; Chordata; Actinopteri; Beloniformes; Adrianichthyidae
Gene: slc30a9
Product: solute carrier family 30 member 9
Biological process (GO): intracellular zinc ion homeostasis; transmembrane transport; zinc ion transport
Cellular component (GO): membrane; endoplasmic reticulum
Molecular function (GO): monoatomic cation transmembrane transporter activity
Source: RefSeq, a predicted model, not a curated record
UAUCCUGAAUAUGUCAGAGGUCACGUGGUAUUGUGUUUGUACCGGACAUUUAUGGUGUCGUUCCCAUCAAUUUGGUCGCAAAAUGAAUACAGAUUAUGCUGAACAAAUUUCAUCGUAGAAAGUCUGUGCAGCGCGUUCCUGAGCUUCACCACCCGGUCCCGCUGCAGCGAGGAUCAUGUACAGCCUGGCCCACAGACCAUGGCACGUCUUCUGCAGAAUCUCCCUGCAGCACCGAUCCUCCCUGUCCCACCGGUCACCGAGGUUCCCGCAGCUGUGUUACGGUUGGCAGAGUGCUACUACUAGCAUACACAGCUGGAGGCUUACCCCUCCAGACUGCCGCGUGUCGUCGGCGGGACUGGGCAGGAUCCAGCACUACUCUACCUCUGGUGACGGUAAAGAUCCUCCAAAAGCACAAUCAGCUGAAGCUCCUUCGGCAGACAAACCUCCAUCUGGGGAUUUGAAGGCUACACCAAGCUCAUCAUCAGAUGCAGCGGCUGAAGGCCUGACUAAAACCGAGUCCAUUCAAGUGAAAGUUCGAGCUGUCUUGAAGAAACGGGAAUAUGGACCCAAAUACACCCAGAACAACUUCAUCACAGCUGUCAGAGCCAUGAACGAGUUCUGCCUCAAACCCAGCGACUUGGUGCAGCUCCGGAAGAUCCGGAGGCGCAGCCCCCAUGACGACACGGAGGCUUUCACCGUGUUCCUGCGCUCAGAUGUGGAGGCCAAAGCACUAGACGUUUGGGGAAGCCACGAAGCUCUGGCUCGAGAGAGGAACCUCAGGAAGGAGGUGGAGCGAGAGUACCAAGAAAAUAUUUUUCGAAACCAGCAGCUACUAAAGGAAUACAAAGACUUUUGGGGAAACACUAAGCCACGAUCAGGAAAGAGGACGACUUUUCUGCAAGGGCCAGGCAAGGUGGUGAUGGUCGCCAUCUGCAUCAACGGGCUGAACUUCUUCUUCAAGCUGCUGGCUUGGGUCUACACCGGCUCUGCAAGCAUGUUUUCUGAGGCCAUCCACUCUCUAGCCGACACCUGCAACCAGGCGCUGCUCGCCGUGGGAAUAAGUCAGUCUGUGCGCAACCCGGACGCCGUGCACCCGUAUGGCUUUUCCAACAUGCGCUACAUCGCCUCCCUCAUCAGCGGGGUGGGCAUUUUUAUGAUGGGGGCAGGCCUCUCCUGGUACCACGGCAUCAUGGGAUUACUGCACCCAGAGCCCAUGGAGUCCCUGUUGUGGGCUUAUUGUAUUUUGGCGGGCUCGCUGGUGUCUGAAGGAGCCACAUUGCUAGUAGCUAGUAAUGAGAUCAAGAAGAGCGCCCGCCAGCAGGGGCUAUCUUUCUAUGAAUACGUGAUGCAGAGUCGAGACCCCAGUACAAACGUGGUGCUGCUGGAGGACGCCGCUGCUGUGUUGGGGGUCAUCAUGGCUGCAGGCUGCAUGGGACUCACCUCCCUCACAGGAAACCCCUUAUACGACAGUCUGGGCUCUCUGGGCGUGGGCACUCUGCUGGGCGCCGUCUCCGCCUUCCUCAUCUACACCAACACGGAGGCCCUGCUGGCACCCUCCAUCCAGGCGGAGCAUGUGCAGAAGCUCACAGAGUUUCUGGAGAACGACCCUGCUGUCAGGGCCAUCCAUGAUGUGAAGGCCACAGACAUGGGGCUGAGUAAGGUGCGCUUCAAGGCGGAAGUGGACUUUGAUGGCCGGGUGGUGACUCGCUCUUACCUGGAAAAACAAGACAUUGACCAAAUUCUUAACGACAUUCAGCAGGUCAAAACACCUGAGGAGCUGGAGAACUUCAUGCUGAAACACGGGGAGAACAUCAUCGACACGCUGGGCGCCGAGGUGGAUCGCUUGGAGAAAGAGCUGAAGCAACGGAACCCAGAGGUCCGUCACGUGGACUUGGAGAUACUAUAACCCCUUUGAACCGGGGGAAACGUCUCGCCGCACUAAGAGGAACAUUCAAAGUUGAAGGCAUCGCUCCUGAGUCCUCCUCUCCACCCACAAACCCCAUCCAGUCUUUGUGUGUAGUAAUCCAGAGGUGGGCUGUAUUUGAACUGAUGUAGACGUCGUGAGCUCGCGCUGCCAGAGGUCUCCUUUCACCUCCCACUCGCAGGACGGCGGCGCCCUUCGCCCGAGCUCGCAUUCCCUGUGAUCCUGUGGUUGGGAUGAUUGGGAUGAGGUCACAUCUGAAAAUCCUGACCCAGAACAGGACCAGCAUCAGUUACAGGACUUGAAUGUCGUGUUUCCUUGUUUAGUGCAGAGGGAACCCUAUUUAAACCAAACCUAUUUAAUAACUAGAAGAUAUGAAAGAUAGUCUUUUCCUUGAAUAUAAAACACUUCCUGAUGUGAUGGCAGGAACAUUCAUGUUCUCAGAGAAAGACUGAGUAGUUUUGGGUUGUUUUUGCUUUUACAGAAAAAAGAGUUGAGUUUUCAUUAUUUUUGUUUGAAGGGCUGAAGAGGAAACUGAAGCACUUAUGAGGCACUGGUUUAGGUGAAAAAGGUCAACACCUUUUUGAAAGGAACCUCAGACUCUUUUCAUUUAUAAUGUAUUAGAUAUUACAAUAUUUUUCAUUAGUUACGCUACGAAACAACAGUUUGCAUCCCUUCCAUCCUUUCAGGAAAUCCUCUGGGUUUUUUCCUGUGAAUUGUGGUCUUAAGAUAAACAAAAACCAUCAUUUCAACUGUUGUACUGAGUCUGGAUGUUAGUGUGCAUUGUUCGUGUGGUGAUUUCUCCCCAUCUGUACUGAAUAUUCUGUAUGAAACAAACAACGACUGAGUUUUUUUUAUUUUUAAUGUUUGCUGCCACAACACAACACUGGAAGAUGCUUUGGGGAGGGGGAGUGGGGGUGCUCUGCUGGCACAUGUACGCUUGAAGGUGUUAAAGGUGUGAAGGACAUUUGAAGUAAAUGGUUUCCUUAUGA